Molecule: messenger RNA, 624 nt
Organism: Saccharomyces kudriavzevii IFO 1802
Lineage: Eukaryota; Fungi; Ascomycota; Saccharomycetes; Saccharomycetales; Saccharomycetaceae
Gene: ERP4
Product: Erp4p
Exons: 1
Coding region: 1-624 (207 amino acids)
Biological process (GO): endoplasmic reticulum to Golgi vesicle-mediated transport; intracellular protein transport; Golgi organization
Cellular component (GO): COPII-coated ER to Golgi transport vesicle; endoplasmic reticulum; endoplasmic reticulum-Golgi intermediate compartment
Source: RefSeq, a predicted model, not a curated record
AUGCGUGUUUUAGUUUUAAUCGCAACUUUGUUUACUUCAUCUUUGUUUGCCCAUGCAUUCUCAUCUAAUUAUGCUCCUAUAGGCAUAUCUUUGCCAGCUUUUACCAAAGAAUGUCUUUACUAUGAUUUAGCCUCUGAUGAAGAUGUGAUUGUGGUCAGUUACCAAGUAUUGACGGGUGGGAACUUUGAGAUAGAUUUUGACAUUACCGCCCCUGAUGGUUCUGUCAUAGUUACUGAAAGGCAAAAGAAGCAUUCUGAUUUUCUGCUGAAGUCAUUUGGUGUUGGCAAGUACAUUUUCUGUUUGAGUAAUAACUAUGGCACUUCCCCAAAGAAAGUUGAAAUAACCUUGGAAAAAGAAAAGGAAAUCGUUUCCUCUCAUGAAAGGAAAGAGGAUGUCAUUGCAAAUAAUGCUAUUGAAGAGAUUGAUAGAAACCUAAAUAAAAUCACCAAAACGAUGGACUAUCUGAGGGCCAGAGAAUGGAGAAACAUGUAUACUGUGAGUUCUACUGAGUCAAGAUUAACGUGGCUGUCCUUUCUAAUAAUGGGGGUGAUGGUCGGUAUCAGCAUAGUGCAGGCUUUAAUUAUUCAAUUUUUUUUUAGCAGUCGCCAAAGAAACUAUGUAUAA